AUGGAAAACAGAGAGACUUCUGGUGCCGGAAAAGCCAUCGCAGAGGAGUUGAUCCCGAAGAAAGUUCACUUUAGACAGGAAGACGGAGAUUCUAACAACGAUAUGAUGAUCGAUCUGACCUCGGAGCAGCCCGUUUCGUGGAAAGAUAAACUUAUCGGUCAAUCAUCAAAGAAUGAGAGUACUGGUUCGGAAGGAAGAGAGGAUUUUGUUAUUAUGGAUGGCGACAUUCAAAAAUCUUUUGUGAAUGGAAUGCCUUCUAUAACUUUCUCGGACAGGGUUCAUCAAUUUUUAAUACAAGGUAUGGAGAAUACCGUGAUUUUAAAAUUGCUUGGUUGUAACAUAGGUUUUUCAGUUUUGCAGAAUAAAUUAUACAAUCUGUGGAGACCUUCAGUAACCCUACAUAUAAUGGAUAUUGAGAAUGAAUAUUUUCUGGUUAAAUUUCAAAAUAAGUUGGACUAUGAAAUGGCUCUUUCUGAAGGCCCUUGGAUUAUCUUUGGACAAUACUUGACGGUUCAGCCUUGGACGGUAUCUUUUGAUCCCUCUCAGGCAUACCCAAGCAUUGUAAAGGCGUGGAUCAGGUUUCCUGGUUUACCGGGGUACUUAUACAACCAUAAAAUUAUUUUUGAGAUAGGAGGGAUGGUUGGAAAAGUGGUUAAGCUCGACAUGAACAUUGACAGUAGAGCUAGAGGGUGUUUUGCUAGAAUGGCGGUUUAUGUUGACUUGGAUAAGCCUUUGGUUUCCCAAAUCUUGAUUAAUGGAAGAAAACAGAACGUGGAAUAUGAGUCUCUAUCCACAAUCUGUUUUAGCUGUGGAAGAUAUGGUCACGUGGAAAACUCUUGUAUGUUCAGGAAUUCAGGUGUCACCGGAGAAAAGAGUCUUACUGCACAUGAAGAGUCGUCGGGGAUUUAG
Gossypium arboreum is the source of this 909-nucleotide messenger RNA. RefSeq lists its product as uncharacterized. The transcript has a single exon. The record is from RefSeq and is a predicted model, not a curated record. Lineage: Eukaryota; Viridiplantae; Streptophyta; Magnoliopsida; Malvales; Malvaceae. Gene Ontology annotation, molecular function: nucleic acid binding; zinc ion binding. Bases 1 to 909 code for a protein of 302 amino acids.